This is a messenger RNA of Cladocopium goreaui, 5649 nucleotides long. The record is from the annotation of a GenBank genome assembly. Lineage: Eukaryota; Dinophyceae; Suessiales; Symbiodiniaceae.
AUGGAGACGCGGGGACUCUCGAUGGAUGACGCAAUUUUCUGCGGAUGUGCGGGCGCAUUUGUGCUUGUGAAUUUGAUCGUCUACUGCCACGAAGCCCCGGUUCUUUGCAGGACUUGGUAUGGCAAGGCGAAAAGUCUAAGGUGGAGGGACUGGUAUCCCACCAUCAGCCGGAAUGAUCAGAUCAGGGAGGCCUUUCUUUACAGAGAGACUUGUGCCAGAAAGGUCGUUUGGGCACGGCGCUUCAUGUCAUAUUUCCUUCCUAUUCCUGCUUGUGGUCUCGUGCCGGUUUUGUACAACAUCUGGGCAGGGAAUGAGAGAUGGAUGUCUUUAGCAUUUAGUUGGUCGCUUCUUCUGACUUACGUUUCCUUGCUGACGGUUCACCUGAUGCCAUCAUUGGUCACGGCCUCCGUGUUGGACUUCAUUUGCUUGGUCGCACAUGGCUUGAUGGCUUUUUGGCUAUCUCCACUGGGAAGCCCCAACUUUGAUGAUGUCUUCAUCUUGCAGUUGGUGUGCUUCAUGAUGGUGCAGACAGUUGCCGUCUCCAUUGCCGCACAUUACACUGGAGUCCUCCUUAGCCAAGGCUUAGUCGUUGGAGUGGUCGUGUGGCGCAUGUUCGCUGAGACAGACUUUGCAGCGGGCCCCGACACUGUUGCGAACCCGCGGACCUUAGUUCUCUGCAAUAUUUUCUGCACAGGUGCGGUGGUCGCAAUCCACAAUGUUGCGAACCGACUCAUCCGCCACACUGUGGAGACGGCAAUGAGGGCAAGCGAUAGCAAUCGUCAUCUCAGUGCAGCAUCCGCAUUGCUAGAGCUCACAUGCGAUGCUGUCUGCGAGCUUGACAGCGAUUUGAAGCUCCAGUUGCACUCGCAGAAGUUAGCAACCAUGCUCUUGCGGCGGUCUGGGGUGAGUUUGGAGGGGCGGAAACUGACGGAUUUCAUUGCCCCAGGUGAGGCUGAACGUGCCCAAGAAAUUCUGAUGUCUCAAAGCGAUCGUGCAGCCCAUGUCUUUCAUACCCACUUGGUUGAUAGCUACUCCAGUAAGUUCCGCACCGAAGUCUUCCAGGUGAAGUAUGCCAUGAUGGAUGGCCGGGAGUGCCACCUCCUUGGCCUUCGGGAUUUUACCGAUUUGAAAUCCUUGGCAGGUGAAAAUGCCACAGAUGCAAUUCAAGAUGAGUCUGAAUUGGUUGCGGCCUCUGCUGAGUCUCAUGGAAGGGGAGUCCAUGUCUUAGAUGUCCCAGAACGCAGCUGUGAGCUGCCACCAGGUCUGGACUAUUGGGACAAUUCCAGCGAGUCAGACCGAAGCAAUGCUACACUUGAGCGGAAUGAACGUGAAAACGGAAUUGUAGAGAAGAGAUUGAACCAGAGUUUUGCAUCAGACUUCACUCGCGAGCUUCUCCAUCGCUUGCGUGAAGAUGCAAUCCAAUUCAACGCCCAGCGAAAAUAUCAAGAUUUUCAAGUACCGGACCAGGUGGCUACAUUUAAAGCAACGCCGAUCUAUGUGGAUCGGUCCAUCACCAUGGCAUCCGGUGUUAUGAAAGUUUCUCUCACACGCUACGGCGGCCUCAAAGUCAUCAUGUGCAUCACCCAUUCUGAAGUGCAAAAUACGAUGACAAAUGCAUUGCACAGCUUCACAUCGAAGUCACCUGAAGGGACAGGCAUGAGCCCUUUGAUGAAGAACUUGGAUCAAAGAGCUGAGGUCAUGAUAUCUCUACACCUUCUCCCCAUUGAGACGGCUAGCCCUGUGCAUGCUGAAGGUGCUGAAAUGCAGUCAUCUCCUUGGUCGAUUUCGCAUGAAAUCUCCCGUCUCAGUCGUCCACCUUGGGAUGGGACCAUGACUGAUGGGCCACCCGAGGGCAAGAUGCAGGCUUCCGGUUCACAGCCCGGAUACUCUUGUUGCCACAAGUGCCUCUUCUCCUGCUGCAGCAUCUUGUUCCUCCUCUCUCUGCUUGAGCUUGUGCUCGCGAGCCUUGUUGGCCUGGCUUUGGCCAUUGUUCUGUCGUUGCUGCUGCUUCUAAUCACGGCGCUUUACCUAGUCUUGCUGAGAAAGGCCAACGAGGGGAAUGCACCGCGAUGUAGAUUGUGGUUCCGGCUUUUAGUUGGAAUUUUGGCGGCGCCGCUGGCCCUGCUUUGUAUCUUAGCGCUUGGGAUCCACUUGCAGACUUUCUUCAAUGCUGCAGGGUGGGAGCGCUUUCCAGAGAACUGCCCAGUGAGAGGCUGCUGCCGCUGGAGUCUCAGGAAGGCAUCCUGUCGCGAGGAUCAGGCACUGCCGUUGCUGAUCGCCAACGUCACCGUGGAAGAGGUGCUGGAGGAGAUCCAAACGUGGGUGGAGAGCAACCUCUAUUGGCCUGAGCAUUGCAUCUGGGUCCAACCCCAAGCCGAAGAGUUUUCGCUCCAACAUGGUUCUGCUAUCAUCGAAGGACGCGCUUUUCUGCGUGCCAGCUGCAGCACCUCCACCUGGAAGUUCGUGGAUGACAUCGCUUGGCGGCUCUCUGAUGUGACCUGCGGGCUUUCGCCAGGAGUUCUAGUAGAAGUUCACUCGCAACAACGAGCUGGAAUUGAUGAUGGCGGCCUCCAUCUUAGCGCCCCACCUGGUCAACAAAACCCAGCUCUGCAGGUUGACUUGGGGCAGGUGAACAACGUCCGAGCUGCGAGCUAUCGAGGCAUGAGCUACUUGAACGAGACCUUCCCAGUGAUGCCCUUUGACGACCCCGCAAAGACAGAGUCGGAGAAUGUACAGCACUGUAACAAAUGCUUGCGCUGGCCUUUGCUGGUCUCCGAGGCCAAACUUUAUUUUCGAUAUGGUGCCAUGAUGUCCGCGAAGACCAUGAACCUCCUGGCCAUAGCUCACGCCUAUGAAAUGCUGCUUGCCUUCAACCUCAGGGUGUUUGUUAUGCUUGGCAUUUGCUCACAAUCUGGCACAUAUGUUCAGCUGUCAACUGAGGCAAUCAAAGAAGGCGCGGACUCCAAGCUGCAGUGCCGCAGUGCGGCAUUUAAAAAAUCCUGCCAGGUUUUGGUGAUGAAGCCAAAGCUGGACACCCGUUUCGGAUCAUCUUGCGUGCAGAGCCGCUGUGGCCUGAAGCGCGAGGCUGAUGUAUUAAUCACUCCUGAGACAGAGUUCCCCACCGAAAUGCUCAUCGGAGUCAGCUGUAUCCUGGUGGAUGAGGCGCAGUUCCUGUCGCCACGAGUCAUUGAGAGGUUGAGGAACGUUUCCGCCAUGCAAGGAGUGCCAGUGAUGUGCUUUGGCCUUCGCACCGAUUUCCGCUCGCAAUUGUUUGAGGGUUCCAAACGCCUCAUGGAGCUGGCGGAUUCCAUUGAGGAGGUGAAAACCACAUGCGCCUGCUGCAGCAAGAAAGGCACUAUGAACUUGCGCAGUGUCAAUGGAAAGGCUUCUUUGGAAGGGCCCACUGUUUGCCUUGGUGCGGAGGAGAUGUAUGCGCCUGUGUGCUAUCAGCAUUUCUGUGAGAAGAUCGUGGAAGCCACUGGGGGCCCCAUUGACUUUGCCGCUGCAUGGGUUGCAGGGGACAAGGCCGACGCCGUAGACGCCGUAGAAUCCGAGAAAGGUGGAGCAGUGGAGGAGCCGGAGUUCGAACGCUCCCCCGACAAGUGGGCAACGUUGAUUGCUCAUUUGAGCAACCUCCAGCCAACAAAUGGUCGCUCCAGCGUGGAAAGAGUGGCUGCAGCUACCCUAGCGCUGAGCAGUGCAUAUGGGGCCAGAUCAGUGUUGUCCUUCACGGGCGUCCAAGCGGUUCACUUUCCUGUGUCAAGAGGACGACCCGCAAAGCUGGCGGAGGUGCAGCUGGCCAGGCGUCCUCCCUUUCCGCCUUUGCGCAACGCAAAGGUGAGAUGUUGGGACUUGGCCAUGGUGGCACUAGCAGCGCGAAUUGCUCGUUUGGCUGCCACCCAGGAGGCCCAGGAGACCAAAGAGGACGAAGAAGUUCCUGAGGAUGAAGCACUAGAAACCAUAAAGGACGAUGAGGAGGUAUCCAUGCCUGUCUUAGAGCUAGACCCUGAGCGAGCGAAAGGCAUUGCGAAAGUGGUCAAAGAAGCCAAAAAGCAACAGCUCAGGGCCUUGGAUCUGCUCCGAGAGCAGCAACUCAUUACCGAUGAGGCCAGCACUCUUCAGGCCCUGCGUGCCUUGCGGCUUGCGGGACUACAUGAAGAGGUUUUCACACUUUUCGCGGAGGUGAACAGCCUCACGCUCUUGCCAGAAGCUUGUGCUGAGCAGAUGGCUUCUUUGGAGGCUGAAGGUUCCAUCUCCGAACUCUUCCAGCAGAUGGAUGAGAUGAGGACGCGUGAGAUCAGACCGAACAUCUCCUGCUACAACAGGCUAAUGAGACUUCAUGCAAGGAACAGGUCGACGACCGCUGCAUUGAAGCUCUUGGCUGAAAUGCGGGAGAAUUCGGUGAAACCAGAUGUGCACACAUAUGAUUUUGCACUUGGUUCCUGCAACAGCCGAAAGAAGUGGGAGAAUAUCAUCACCUUGUUCGAUUCGAUGCAGGCAGAUGGUGUUAAGCCAAACUCAUCGUGCUACCGAACGAUCAUGCAUGGCCUAUCAUAUUCUGAAGAGCACUACGAACGGUGCUAUGAUUUAUACAUCGAAAUGAGGGAGAACGGCAUAACUCCGGAGGAGUCUCACCUCGUGGAGUUGACACGUGCCCUCUUUGGUGCAGAAGGUCAAGAGAGAGACGAAACUAAGGGCAUGGACAUUUUCCAGACCCUGGUGGAGGAUACCUCGGUGAACUUCACGGAAGUGCACUUUGACAUGGCCAUCAGCAUCUGUGAGAAGGCCGGUCAGUGGCGGGAGAUCCUGGCCCUGGCCACCGCCAUGGGAGGUCGUGGCAUCACCCCGCAUUCCAUGACCUGCAAUGCGGUGCUGAAGGCUUGUGUUCAGCUGGGCAAGUGGGACGUUGCAUUGAAACUCCUUGGAACCAUGGAGCGGGAUGGAACCCAGCUGGAUCGCAUUGCCUACCUUACAGUUCUGGCUGCAUGCGCAGGGGCGAGACAGUGGGACGAGGUGCUGAAAUUGUAUGCGGAGAUCGAAGAACGAUUCCCGGAGUUCAUCGGCCCGGACAUGAUGCUGCCUACCAUUGCGGCCAUGUGCCAGGUCGGUAGAGAGGAGGAGGCUAUCGCUUUGUACCGGAAGAGCUUCGGCUCACUCUUGGCCCGGCAGCAGUCCAGGCGCCGAGGCAAUGAUCCCAUCGUCUUGGACGCGCGGCGACUGUCCCCACAGGUGGCAGGUAUCAUGAUGCGCUGCGCCCUAGAAGAUUCUGCAAAAAGUGCAGAUGCGACGGCAGCAAGGGCUGCAAAGCCUAUGGCCCUGGCUGGCUUCACCCCCACUGGGCUCAAGGAUAUUGUCAUUGCAGUGAACGCGGCAGACUUGGAAGACGAUGCGGUGCCCGUGCCGAACUCCACGGCCGACGCAUUGCUCAAGGUCGCCCAAGAGAUCCUGGGCACGGAUGCCCCGCUGGAGUGUCAGCAAACUCCGUUCCCAUCCGUGAAGGUGCCGGGGUUGAGCUUGCAAUCCAUGCUGGUGCAACAGGUCCAGCAGGCACUGAGUAAGUUGAGCUCUAUUCUUGGACAAUCACUUUUGAGUCAGCAUUUUUUUGAAAGAAAAGGCACUGACAGAGCGAUGUUGAACUUGGGGAUUUGA